ACGGCUCCUAGUUCACACAGCAGUGUUUACGGCAGACUGGAGCUUAUUAUUUACUUUCUGUCUGAGCUCAACUGACGAGCUGUAUUAUCUCAUUUCGUCUUAUAUGCUGGAGUCGUUUCUACAGUUUUUGUUCGAGCGCCACGAUGAGGAAGAGUGAGAUGCAUGCUGCCGAGUCCGUGGCAUGUCUCAAUAAAGCCCUGAGCUGCCUCAAAGACAUCUGGGAGGAGAUAGGAAUUCCCGAGGACCAGAGGGUGCAGCGGACUGAUGCGGUUAGAAUGCAUGUUAAGAACCUGUUGGACAUGAUGAUAGCAGAGGAAGAAGGACUGAAGAAGAGGUUGAUGAGUAGCAUUGAGUCCUGUCAGAAAGAACUGAACAGUUUAUGCGAGGAGCUUCGACUUCCUCCGUUUGAGGAGGAUGAUGGCCUGACCAUGCUGCAGCUGGAGAAGGAGAUCCGCACUCAUCUGAAGGUUAUGUUGAAGCAGAAGAGUCAGAGAAUGAAUGAGCUGAAAGAGCUGAUGCAGCAGGACAGGGAGCUGUGUGAUAUUUUGUGUGAUAACCCUUUCGUCAUUGACCCCGACCGCGUGCCCUCCGCCCAACAGCUGGAGAACUACCGUCAGUACAUCACAUCCCGCAACCAGGAGAAGGAGCGUCGUCAUGCAGAGUUUGUGGCCAUCAAGCGCCAAAUCGUUGUUUGCAUGGAAGAUCUUGAGCAGAUGCCAGACACUAGCUUUGAGAGAGACGUGGUGUGUGAGGAUGAGGAAGCGUUCUGCCUAUCAACAGAAAACAUCACUGCCCUCAAAGUGCUACUGAGCCAGUUGGAGAAUCGAAAAGCAGAGAAUGAGGCAGUGUGUGUAUCCUACCGUGGCCGUAUUGGGGAGCUAUGGGAGAGGCUGCAGAUCCCCCAGGAGGAGAGAGACUCUAUUGCAGAACACAUGAAGAACAGCAAAAAGAGGAACGUGGAUGCUCUGCAUGCAGAGCUGGAGCGUUUGGAGGAGCUGAAGAUGAAGAACAUACGGAGUGUGAUUGAAACAGUCAGAGCAGAAAUCGCUCUCCUCUGGGAGAAAUGCUUCUACAGCCUGGGCCAGAGACAAGCCUUCACUCCAUACUAUAAUGAUGAUUUCACUGAGGAGCUCCUGGCUAUGCAUGAGAGAGAGGAGCAGAGGCUGAAGCAGCAAUUUGAGGAACACAAAGAGCUUUAUGAUGGAGUUACCACCUGGCAGAACAACUGGACCCUCUACCAGGAACUGGAGAAAAAGGCCACAGAUCCGUCUCGCUUCAACAACAGGGGAGGCAACCUGCUGCGGGAGGAGAAACAGAGAGCAGAGCUGCAAAAGAGUCUGCCCAAGCUGGAGAAGAGCCUAAAAAGCCAGGUUGAGCAGUGGGAGGCAGCACAGGGUGCAGAGUUCCUGGUCAAUGGGCAACGCUUCAUGCAAUAUGUGGAGGAGCAGUGGAACCUGCACCACCUGGAGAAAGAGAGAGAGAAACUGGAGAGGCAAAUGAAAAAGAAUAAGCAGACUGAAGAGGACAUGCUGUACGGCACGUCCCUUCGAACGCCCACCAAGAGGAGGCUAGCAGGAAUGCCCACACCAGGGAAAUCACGCAAGCUAAAUACCACUUCCAGUAUCUCUAGCUGCACCCCCAACACCACCCUCCGCUCCAUUUGCCACUCACCAUCCAUGAGACCUCCUCUCUCAGUCAGCAAGAUUGGUUCAGGGUUGCGUACACCAGCUCGUGGCCGAACCCCUCGUGGUCUGGAGAGGAAUAAGGAGAACCUGUCUCAGCUCAGUGGAGCCCUGCGCACCAUGACCUCCAGCCCACACCGAAACUACUCCAUCAACUCUGUUGCCAGCUCCUACUCCGAGUUUGCGAGGGAUUGUGACAACAUUGAGUCCACCACCAUCUCCAGCGAGAACUCUCACAGGCCUCAAAAUCCGGCUGCAAGGCUGGAGUUCUGAACUCCACGAUCACACGCUGAGACUGCAACCAUCUCCACUCAGCGUUAACCUUACUUCAGAUGAAGGGAACAGUGUUCAAGAGAAUAUUGAAUGUAAAUCACGUGCAAAAAAUGUGUUUACGUGAGGACCUUUGUAAAUAUUUUACUUCUGUUUUAAUGUUUCUUUUCUUUUUCUUUUAAACAUGCAUCUCAUUUUAGAAGUCUUCCAGGUGAUGUCAGAUGAACUUCAUGUCAAAAUCAAGAUAGUUUUUAUAAAAACUCUGUUUUUUUGCAAUAAACUCUUACCUUUAAGCUUUUUAUUAUGGAGGCUUGUACAGUACAGUUUGGUUUGGAAUCACUAAGAUUUUCUUCUUCUGUUUUAGGAUAUUCUGUCCUCUCUGUAUUUAUUGUUGUGCUAUUUUCUACUACCUGUGUAACACUAGACUUUCAUUCUUGUAAUGUUUCAAUUCACACUUGGCAAGGCAAUUAGGUGACCUGUAAAAUAAA
Messenger RNA from Colossoma macropomum (tambaqui), 2440 nucleotides. It is a transcript of the gene prc1a, whose product is annotated as protein regulator of cytokinesis 1a. Gene Ontology annotation, molecular function: microtubule binding. The transcript has 15 exons. Gene Ontology annotation, cellular component: spindle; mitotic spindle midzone; cytoplasm. Gene Ontology annotation, biological process: microtubule cytoskeleton organization; mitotic spindle midzone assembly. The record is from RefSeq and is a predicted model, not a curated record. Lineage: Eukaryota; Metazoa; Chordata; Actinopteri; Characiformes; Serrasalmidae. Bases 144 to 1955 code for a protein of 603 amino acids.